This is a messenger RNA of Trachymyrmex cornetzi, 1692 nucleotides long. Its product is annotated as C-type lectin 37Db. The coding region runs from base 510 to 1280 and encodes 256 amino acids. The transcript has 5 exons. Gene Ontology annotation, biological process: biological process involved in interspecies interaction between organisms. The record is from RefSeq and is a predicted model, not a curated record. Lineage: Eukaryota; Metazoa; Arthropoda; Insecta; Hymenoptera; Formicidae.
CUGAGGUACUCUUGACACGAUCGUGGUUAUUAUUAUUCGCAAUGACAUUUAAAAUAAUUUAGUCUACUAGAAAGUCUCGUGCCUUCCUAUGUUAUUUUGAUCAUUCUAGUAGCUAAAAAUAUCUCUUUCUGUCUUUCUGCCCGCACAAUUAUUUUUCUGGAACUAACGAGUUCGCAUCUCUCUAUUGAUCCACCACCGUGCAGGAGGGAUUAUACCCAUCGUCGAAUCUGUCUCAUCAAAACGUGGAUCGCACAUAUCUUUACGCUUGCACGAGAAUGCACACGCGAUGCAUUUCGUAUAUGAUACAAGAAGAAGGACCCCUCGACAGGCAACGACCUCGAAUUGAGCCUCGAAUUCUUUUAUCUCCAAUCUCGCGAAAGAGAAAUGCGAGCACUGUUACGUCGCAGAAAACUGAAAGAAAACUGACGAUAAGAAAAAAAAAGAAUAAAAGAAAAGAAAAAAAAAGAAAAAUGGAUGGCGAAAAAUCGAGAUGAGAAGAGAGGAAAAGAAUGAAAUGCACGGCGGAGACAGACGCGGUACAAGCACUUUUGGCCCGUUACCUUCAGCGUCGUCUUCAAGGCUCUCAGCUGUCAACGCCACCACCUCCAUCGGUCCUCUUCAGUAACAAUCAUCGGGCCCACAUCCGACAGGCCACUCAGAGAGGUCCACCCAGCAACAAUCUUGUCUCGCGAAAUGUCAGUGGCAAUGAUGGGGACCACCGUCCUGUCCUUGAGGAUUAUGAAGAUUAUGAGGACGACCUCGAAGGCUACGAGGACAGCGAGAGAAGCAGAACCAGAUUCGAUCUCUUGGCGGACGACUGUCCAAACUGCGUGGACGAACAUAGUAGCAGCUUGGCGGCUUCAAGAUGGACGAUGCCUUUACUGAAGCUGGGCGAGAAGAGAUACUACCUGGGGAUCUUCUUCAAGGCAAACUGGUACAGAGCCUCGCAAUACUGUCGUUAUCACGGGAUGCAUCUGGCGAGUAUAGCCUCACAAGAGGAGAACGAUAGACUUGAGAAGCAUAUCAAGGAUUUCGGUCUCGGUCACGAGCAUUUUUGGACUUCUGGCACCGAUCAGGCCGAGGAGGGAACUUUUUUCUGGAUGGCUAAUGGUAGGCCGAUCACGUUCGAGAAUUGGAACGUCGGCGAACCAAAUAAUUUCCGAUACGAGAACGGCGAAGAAGAACAUUGCCUGGAGCUCUGGAACAGAGAUGGCAAAGGGCUCAAAUGGAAUGACAGUCCUUGCAGCUUCGAGACUUUCUUCGUCUGUGAAGUGCAGUGAUCAAUUUGCGAGAAAGGCUGAAAGAAGGGACUAAACGCACGAAAAUAUUCGUAUGCAAAUAUCAGUUUAUGGCAUGUCAACAAAGUGAUCCUCGAGGAAACUGUGUGUGACAUUCUCAUUGGUCGUCCAUUCGUUUCAGUGGACUUAGCAAGGUAGAGAGACUUGACGUGACAUGUGCACUCGGACUGAAAACGAUGCGUGAUUAGCCAGUCGCUACCGUUGUUACGUUUUACACGUCCAGAAUUCACGAGUGUGUACUCAAAACGACAACUAAUUCAGUCAGUUCUUUUCGUAAAAGAAUCACCAGGCGACAUACCGAGCGUUGGUUAAAUCCGCAAUGUCGAAUGAUAAAAACAAUUUAUUUGCUUUUUGUGCAGAGGCAGUUCCACAUAGAAUGCUUGACAUUAAAUUA